Vespa velutina is the source of this 3544-nucleotide messenger RNA. RefSeq names its product cytochrome P450 6k1-like. The record is from RefSeq and is a predicted model, not a curated record. The coding region runs from base 524 to 2035 and encodes 503 amino acids. Gene Ontology annotation, molecular function: oxidoreductase activity, acting on paired donors, with incorporation or reduction of molecular oxygen; heme binding; monooxygenase activity. NCBI's taxonomy places the organism in Eukaryota, Metazoa, Arthropoda, Insecta, Hymenoptera, Vespidae. The transcript has 6 exons.
UAUGAAGAGAUGUAUUCAAGUAUUAAUAAUAAUCUAAAUGAUAAAUGAUGAUUCGUUAUCUUAUUAAUGUUUCUUAUCUAAUAUUUCCGGUCAUUAAAUAAAUUUAUACGAUUAAAUAUCAAGUUUUACGAAAGACAAGAUAGUCGGCAACAUUUCGUUAAACGUUCUGCCUGUCUCUGAUAAACCUGUUCCUUCUCUAGUUGUUUGAAUUUCGCAGAUUUUUUUAAAUUCUCCAAAAAAUUCCAUAAGAAACAUAUAAAUAGAUACAUACACAUAUAUAUUCAGGAAGCAUAUAUAAAGUUGUUCGACAGCUGAUUCUGUUAGUUUUAAAAGAACGUCGGUCAUUAAAACGUUCUCCUUGAGUUCUACUUCGAAAGGAGUAUCACCUUUGAUUACGUGAAAACUAUUUUAAGGUAUUCCUUUUACGGCGAAGGAUUAAAAAUAAAGGAAAAAUCAAAAAAUAUACGUAUAUAUAAAUAAAUAAAAGAAAAAGGAGACAAGGGAAAGAAAAGAAUAUUCCGUCAUGCUUGGAUAUUCGAUUGACAUAAAUCAUUUCAUUACCAUAUUAUUUUUAUCAUUAAUUACACUAUUUUUGUACUCAAAAUAUAAAUUAUCAUAUUGGAAUAGACUCGGAGUGAAAUGUCCACCGAUUCACUUGAUAUUUGGUAACUUCAAGGACAUCAUAAUGUUUAAAAAUCCAGCAGGAGUGGUACUUCAAAAUAUAUAUAAUUUUGGCGACCGUGACGACGACCCAUACAUCGGUUUCUACAUUUUCCAUAAGCCAGCUCUGAUGAUUAGAGAUGUGAGGCUAAUAAAACAAAUUCUGGUGAAGGAUUUUAACGUGUUUUCCGAUCGAAUAUUCGGAGGAAAGAAAGAAAAGGAUUCGGUUGGUUUAAUUAAUCUUCUUGGCAUCAAUCAACCAAAAUGGAAAUACCUGAGAACUAAGAUAACACCUACUUUAACGGGACAAAAGUUGAAGAAAAUGAUUCCAUUGAUAUUAAAAUGUUGUAAUCCAAUGUUGGAAUAUAUCGACAAUAAACUAGCGAAUGCUGAUGAUUUGAAUGAGUUCGAGUUGAAAAUUUUAAGUUCGAAAUAUACUACAGAUGUUAUCUCAUCGUUGGCUUUCGGUAUAACGACUAAUUCAUUCAACGAAAAUGAUACUGCAUUUUGGAAAGCAGGACAGAAGAUAUUGACUGGAACAAAGCGUGGUAUUAUCCUCAUAAUACUUUUCUUCUUACCAGAAAUUAUGACUUUUAUUGAACCAUUUAGCAAAAAGCCAGCUGAAUUCUUUCGUCGUGUAUUUUGGGACUCUAUGAACACUCGUGAAAAAAUUGGUUAUAAGAGAGAAGAUCUAAUAGAUUCUUUAUUAACUUUGAAGAAAGGAGAACAGAUAUCUAACUUUAAGUUCGAAGGUGAUAAUCUAUUGGCCCAAGCAGUUGCUUUCUAUAUUGCCGGCUUUGAAGCAUCUUCGUCGGUUAUUACAUUUGCUCUUUACGAGUUAGCCACUCAUCCAGAAUACGAAGAACGUUUGUAUAAUGAGAUAAAAAAAUUCAUUAAAAAUGACGAAAUUACGAUAGAGGCCUUAAACGAGAUGACCUUCUUGGAUGCUGUAUUAGAAGAAACUUUGAGACUUUAUCCUCCUUUGCCAGUAAUUGAUAGGAAUACCUUAAGAGAUUAUAAGCUGCCUGGGACGGAUUUGACAAUAAAGGAAGGUACACCUGUUUAUAUUUCUCUUAAUGGCAUUAACACAGACAGCAAGUACUUUUCUAAUCCAAUUCAGUUCAAUCCUUUGAGAGAGAAAGACGAAAAAUACAAUUCUAUUGGUUGUCUUGCUUUUGGUAUUGGGCCAAGAUCAUGCGUUGGUCAGAGACUAGGAAUUUUAAUAACAAAGAUAGCAGUGGUCACAUUGGUCAUGCAUUAUAAAAUGACUCUCAACCAUAAUAAGCAAAAUGUAUUUAGUCCUUUAACUGUAUUCACGAAUCCGGCGAGUGGAGUACACGUGCAUUUAAAAAGACGUACGAAUAAAGAUAGUUAAUAUGAUCUUCUUAUAAAUCUGUAUUUUUUUUCUUCAAAUAGUUCUUCUUCAAAAUCGUUGACAAGAAAGAUAUACAAUAAUGUAUAUACUACAAUAGAACGCUAUUCUCUCUCUCUCUCUCUCUCUCUCUCUCUCUCUCUCUCUCUCUCUCUCUCUCUCUUUCUCUCUCUCUCUCUUUCAAUCUCUCUAAAUCAGAGUGUAUAUAUUAUACGCGAAUAGUUAAUUAUUAAAAUAGCGAGAUAUAAGAUUCGACGUUACGAGAUAAGAUAUUUAUCGAUAAAAUUGUUACUCUCAUGAUAAAACCGAUUCUUCGACUUGCGUUAUUUAUUUAGAUAUGAUAGUUAGCAUUUAAGCGAUUUAUUUUCUCUAAAGAUUGAUCGAUUGAUCAAUAUCUCUUUUUUUCAAUUAUUAUCGGCAUAUAUAUGUAGCAUAUUGUAUUUAAACGACAUAUAUAUAUUUUUAUAAAUAUACUAUAACAGAACAUUACAAAACAACAAGCGUCAUGACAGCGUUUCGUCUCGCUAUUGACUUCGAUCGUAGUGUACACUAAUAACAAUAUAUAUAUAUAACAUAAGUUAACGUCAUUUUUUUUCUUUCUUUCUUUUUUUUUUUUUUUUUUUUCUUUUUUAAAUAUAGCUAACUAACGAUUAUUUUACAGAUUCCUAUUACCUAAUUUACGAAAAGGAUAGUACAAAAUUGGCUAGUUUGUAGAUGCAAAGAUAUAAAUUUUCAUUGUAUAUCGUUUAACGAUUGACAUUCUUGUGCGUGUUCGUCCUGUUCAAUCUCAGUUAAAUGAGGUAGUUCAGCUUUUGUAGCUAAUUGCAAUGCAUGCAUCCAUCUGGAAACAUUUUAUAAAUUUUAUUUUUUUGUGUUUUUAAAUUAACUAAUUAAUGUUAUUUUUCGAUAUCGACAAUAUUAUUAGAUACGUACUUUUCUUUGUCGUUUUCGGAAGAAGCUUGCAGAUAAUAACAUUUCCUAGAGUGAUGCAUUUUAAAUGCUCUUAUACGAUCCUUGCUACUUAAAGGAUCCUCGUCUGUUAACAUUGCACCGUCCGUUACCAUAAAACCUGGCAUAGGUGUUGCUGUCAUGGCCAUACUCUCUGUUUCUGAUUUAAAAGAAUAUAAAACAAAGUCGAUAUGCAACGCAAACCAUCGUCUGGUCCAAGGUUUGCUUGCUUGGGUUUUUAAUAAAAGAUAACCAGACAAUACUGAUGAUGCACUUGCUGAAACUUGCAACAAGCUUGGCACUGGUCCUGACGGAGACGACGGAGAUUUGCUAAGAGGUUGAGUUAGAGCAGCGUGACAUAGUCUACAUACUCUCAUAUUCUUAUUGUCUUCAAAUAAUAACUUUUGAUUUGAACAUUUACUACAAACAACCUGUAACAACAAUAAUUUUGUAUAUAAAUUAAAAAAAAAAAAAAUGAUAGAUAUAUGUAGAUAUACGUGAUUAUAUACGGAUCGAUGAUGUAAUUUUUGUACAAUACAACUUACAAUUCCACAUGCUCUACAA